AUGCCCCUGCACGUGCCUGUCCUCUCCAACGAGCUGUCGAAGUUCUCGUCCCUUGCUGACGCCAACACCGGAGCGGUUCUUCCUGGCUCUGGCAGCGCCCGCUGCGACCGCCUGCCCUCCUUCCUGCAUGGGGCCCGCGGGCUGCAUGUGAUCCGCCCGUGCCGGACGCCCUCCCCUCCCCCCUCGUUCCGCGUCAGCCCCACGCCCGAAACCCAGUGCGACUUUGAACGCCGGAACACCGAGCGCGGCUGGCUGUUCGCCGAGAUCAAGCGCGGCCCCAGCCCGGAGCUCGCAGAGGUGGACGCCCCCGCGUUCCAACCCGAGAUGCCGCACUCUGUCAUUAUCAACAUCACUUGGCCUGGGUACACGCGGGUGACCCGGCCUCGGCGCCUGAAGAUGACCGAGGGCGGCGGGCAGAAGGUGACCAAGUGGUCCUUGGCCCAGGAGAUUGCGAAAUAUCUCGAAUGGUACCUGGAGGAGGCCAAGCGGUGCACACCGGACAUGAUGGAGAACCCGCUGUGGACGGUGCCCCCCGGCUCCAGGGUGGACGACUUCCUCCUGCUCUCCGUCAACAACUGGGGCAACCCUUCCGUGUUCCAGGUGGAGGUGGCCUACAUCCGCCGGUAG
Molecule: messenger RNA, 627 nt
Organism: Epithele typhae
Lineage: Eukaryota; Fungi; Basidiomycota; Agaricomycetes; Polyporales; Epitheliaceae
Exons: 3
Coding region: 1-627 (208 amino acids)
Source: RefSeq, a predicted model, not a curated record